Messenger RNA from Sardina pilchardus (European sardine), 4505 nucleotides. RefSeq names its product multiple epidermal growth factor-like domains protein 11. The record is from RefSeq and is a predicted model, not a curated record. Gene Ontology annotation, molecular function: protein binding; scavenger receptor activity. Gene Ontology annotation, biological process: heterophilic cell-cell adhesion. The transcript has 22 exons. Lineage: Eukaryota; Metazoa; Chordata; Actinopteri; Clupeiformes; Clupeidae. Bases 402 to 3425 code for a protein of 1007 amino acids.
GCGCCCGUGGAUACACAUGAAUGAACAAACGCGGGGAACUGAGGACAUGAUAGAACAGAGUUAAAAUCUGGAUGUGAAACAGAAAAAGAAUAACAGAUUGCAGACCAUUUCUCUGGGUACAUCUGAGUUAAGGGGCAGUAUGAAGGCCCUGAUGCUGCUGCUUCUGAUGGGGUUUCCCUUCGUUACUGUGCCACUGAAUCCAGAGGACCCCAACGUCUGCAGUCACUGGGAAAGGUCGGCCAAUUCACCCAACAGUACACCAAUCCAUGGCCCCCAUCCAUCUGAGUUGUCGGUGUCAAUGUUGUCUGUUACAGGGAAAUUCAUGGUCCACCUCUUCAUCUCCCUCUCCCAAACCCAUCCAUCUACUUGUCAGUCCAUGAUGUCAGUGGCCUGUAAUCAACAUGUGUUACCGUACGAUGAGUUAUGCUGUCACUGUGCAGGAGUCCUACGCACACCCAUUCAAUCAGAUCUACUACACCAGGUGCACUGACAUCCUCAACUGGUUCAAAUGCACCAAGCACAGAAUAAGUUACAAAACCGCAUAUCGGCGGGGUGUGAGAACAAUGUACCGGCGGCGCUCUCAAUGUUGCCCUGGUUACUAUGAGAGUGGAGAUCUGUGUGUCCCGCUGUGUACUGCAGAAUGCGCUCAUGGCCGCUGUGUGUCUCCUGACACAUGUCAGUGUGAACCGGGCUGGGGAGGAGUGGACUGUUCAAGUGCCUGUGCCAACGGUCACUGGGGGCCCCACUGUAGUAACCGCUGCCAGUGCCAAAACGCUGCCCUGUGCAACCCCAUCACCGGAGCCUGCGUGUGCUCCGAUGGAUACCAGGGCUGGCGUUGCGAGGACCCCUGUGAUGAUGGUUACUAUGGCAGCGGCUGCCAGCAGCCCUGUCAGUGCCGGAAUGGUGCCACGUGUCACCACGAGACGGGAGAGUGCCUGUGUGCACCCGGCUACACCGGAGAGUUCUGCGGGGAUGAGUGUCCAGCUGGUAGUCAUGGCGCCCAGUGUGAGCAACGCUGCCCGUGCCAGAACGGCGGAAAGUGCCAUCACAUCACAGGGGUGUGCAGCUGCCCUGCUGGGUGGAUGGGGGCAGUAUGCGCCCAGCCAUGCCCAGCUGGGAAGUUUGGAGUCAACUGCAGCCAGGAGUGCUCGUGCCAGAAUGGAGGAGUGUGUGACCAUGUCACGGGCCGGUGUGUCUGUGCCAUGGGGUACAGCGGAGAGCGGUGCCAAGAAGAAUGCCCGGUUGGCACGUAUGGAGCACUCUGCACUGAGGAGUGUGACUGCCAGAACGGAGCCAAGUGCGACCACAUCACUGGGGCGUGCCAGUGUGACGCCGGCUUCAGGGGUCCCUCAUGCCAGGACAGUUUCUGCCCACUGGGGCUCUACGGACUUGUCUGCGACAAGUACUGCCCAUGUGAUGCCAACAACACACUCAGUUGCCACCCUCUUUCAGGUGAGUGCACCUGCAUGCCUGGAUGGGCUGGUCUCUAUUGCAACGACACCUGUCCAGCUGGUUACUAUGGUGAGGAAUGUAUGGAGCCCUGCUGGUGUGAGAACAGAGGGGACUGUGACAGCAUCACUGGAGAGUGUAUCUGUGCACCUGGCUACAUGGGAGAGAACUGUUCCUUGAGCUGUCCGGUGGGAUUGUAUGGGUUAAGCUGCUCUUCCAACUGCUCCUGUCACAAUGAAAUCUCCUGCUCCCCUAUCGACGGCUCCUGCCUCUGCAGGGAAGGCUGGCAAGGUGUUGACUGCUCUCUGCCGUGCCCCAGUGGAUCAUGGGGUUUUGAUUGUAACCAGAGCUGCGUGUGUGUGAAUGGAGCCACCUGCGAUCCAGUGGACGGCUCGUGCACCUGUGCAGCCGGGUGGACUGGGGAAGUGUGUGAUGCUCCCUGUCCUGAUGGCACCUACGGUUUGGGGUGUGUGGAACACUGCGACUGUCGUCAUGCCAACGGUUGCGACCCUGUGAGUGGGCAAUGCCGUUGCAUAGCUGGAUGGACUGGUGUGCACUGUGACAACGUGUGUGAGGAGGGUCGCUGGGGUGCAGACUGCUCCAUGGUGUGUUCCUGUAAGAACGGCGGCACCUGCUCUCCCGAGGACGGCUCGUGCGUGUGCACGCCAGGCUACCGGGGCUCGUCCUGCAGCCGAACUUGCAUCCCUGGGCACUAUGGUAACCACUGUAGCCUCUCCUGUCCCCAGUGUAUACAUAGUGAUGGACCAUGCCAUCAUAUUACUGGGCACUGUGAGUGCUUGCCAGGGUACUAUGGCCCCUUUUGUAACCAAAUGUGUCCUGCGGGUAAGUAUGGCAAAGACUGUGCUGAGGAGUGUGUUUGCACUAAUAACAGCACCUGCAACUCUAUCGAUGGAUCCUGCCAGUGCAACCCAGGCUGGAUAGGGGAAGACUGCUCAACAGAGUGCAACUCUGGCCUGUGGGGGCCUGACUGCAUACACACGUGUAACUGCCAUAAUGGAGCUCAGUGCAGCUCUCAGCAUGGAGGCUGCCGGUGCAGCGCAGGGUGGACCGGCCUUUACUGCACACAACGCUGCCCCUCUGGGUUUUUCGGGGCUGACUGUGCUGAGGUGUGUCGCUGUCAGAACGGAGCAGACUGCGACCACAUCAGUGGUCUGUGUUCCUGCCGGACUGGCUUCAUUGGGACGAGCUGUGAGCAGAAGUGCCCCCCUGGCACAUUUGGGUACGGGUGUCAGCAGCUUUGUGAAUGCAUGAAUAACUCCACCUGCGACUACGUGACUGGCACCUGCUACUGCAGCACCGGAUACAAAGGCAUACGCUGUGACCAGGCUGCUCUUGUGAUGGAGGAGCUGAACCCCUACACUAAGAUCAGCCCCGCUCUGGUGUCCGAGCGCCAGUCGGUGGGCGUCAUCAUGGGAACCGUCUUCCUGUUGCUAAGCAUUGUGGCCCUUCUGAGUGUCCUCAUGUGGUACCGACACAAGCGGCAGGACAAGGGGCACGAGAUGCCCAGUGUCCUCUACACGCCGGCCAUGCACGUGUCCACCACAGACUACUCACUGUCCGACUAUAUGAAGAGCUCGGUGUCGAGCACGUGUUCCCUCAGCAGUGAGAGCCCAUACGCCACCAUCUCAGAGCCACCAUGCAAACACUCAGAGAGCAGCUAUGUGGAGAUGAAGUCACCCGCUCAUCACCAGCAGCCAUGCUGUGCAAACAUGGCCGCUGCUGCUGCCGCCGCCGCCGCUGCUGCUGCUGCUGCAGCAACCGUCACCACUAACAGAAACGUCUACGAUGUCGAGCCCACUGUGAGCAUCUUGUCCUCAUCUGGAGGUAUCAGCUCGGGAAUCUUCCAGAAUCCGUACGACCUCCCUCGGAACAGCCACAUCCUGGGUCACUACGACCUGCUGCCCAUGCGCUCCAGCCCCCCCGGCCCUGGUAGUCCUUCCAGCUCCCUGUUAUAGAGAACAGCGGCAUUUGAGUCACAAAGGGCUUUCCUGGGCCUCUUCAGGAUCCAGAAAGGGGCAAUGGUUUCCGGCCAGACUGGUUUUCCUUUUUGAGUUUUUUUCUUUCUUGAAACACGCUGAACCUUGAGGAGUAAAUGCAAGACCCAUUCUUUGAAGAAGAACAUUCAGAUCAUUGUGAACAACUCUUUUAUGACGGGAACAAUGAUGCUGGGUGUAACAUCUGAAUUCAUCGAUACCCAAGGGAAUAACAGACUUGUAUAUUUUGUGAAUUAAUGAAGUUCAACAAGGAGCUGGUUUUGUACUAAAUAAUAAGUUGACAUUUUUUGCAGUUGAUAUAAGUAAAUAUUACAAAUGUGUAAAACAUGGUGUCAUGAUGAGCUUCAGCGAAAUAUCCUAGAAACUCUCUGAAUUAAAGAAAAUGGGAAUGUAACUCUACAUUCCUGUGCCAUAUUUGGAAGUCAAGACACUUCUUACACCCUCCACUGUCUAUACGAUUGACAUUUUGUAGGUUUAAAUUAAUUUGUCUGUUUACACUUUAAAGAUCCCUUUGGAUCCAGGACCUAUUUUUCUUUGCUUGUUUGUCCUGCUUUUUAUAUUUAUUCUUUAAAAUUGCAAAUUAUUUGAAAUGUCUGUCCAGUAACCAAAGUUUGUAAUAGACAAUUAGUAAGCAUGUUGAAUUAUUUAUGAAUAUUGUGGUUGUUAAGAAGUUUCAUGUCUAGAGUACAACAUGUCUCUCUCAUCAUAAUGCCCCCUAUUAGCCAUAUAUGGUCAGCUGCUGUGAUUUUCAUGAACUAUAUGACAGCCAAAGUUAUAUUUUACUAGACACAUCAUCUUAGGGAUAUACAGCGGUCUUGACCUUCUCUGCCUUUUGGUUUUUGUAAUCAAAGACAACCCCAUCACAAGACGUCACAUACCAUGGCAAAAACUGAGGGGACUUUUUGUUUUACUUUUCAAACCUCUUUUUCUUGAAGAGUUGGUGCAUGCUAGCCUGAUCUGAGGAUCAAUACUGUGUAUUCCCAUCUGUAAAACACUGUGCAAUACCUACCUGUGAUGUGAACACAAAACAUGUAAAUUAUU